CUUCAUUAUUCAUGCGCGAAUAUCCACGAAUUCUUUAAUUUUUUUUUGCAACUCUUUCAAAUUCUUUCGUUUGAUGUCUUGAUUUUCAAUCAUCAACAAUGAAUAAUGAAGUCGACGUCAUGAUGAUGAUGAUGAUGAUGCCGUUGAAUGUAGAAUCGUUUUAUUCAAGAUGCCAUUCUUGAUUAUAGCUUACAUUGUACAACAUUGAUAAAGUUCAUCAGUUCAUUUUUUUUGAUUUGAUCCAGUUUCUUCAAUUGAAUGUGUAUGUGUGUGUGUGUGUGUGUCUGUGAUAAACUUAUUCUGUCUCGUUAACGUCUCGAAUCUUCAUUGCCAUCAACAUCAUCAUCAUCAUCAUCAUCAUUAUUUUCAUAUUCAUAAACAGUGACUACGGAUUCGAAUAUUGAAUGAUACGAGAAUCAUAAUUGAUUAUUCCAUUAAAAAAAAAAAUUUCAAUCAAUCUAUACGAUUCUCCAUUUGAAAAUUUGUUGUUUGUUACGCACGAAUCCACUAGCUUCGAUGUCUGUUGAUUUAUAAAUUGAUUUAUUAAUAGAUUGAUUCUGAAGUUAUUCUAUUCCGGAAUACGCCCACUACUACAGUGAUCUACAACAACAACAAAAAAUACAAUUUGAAAUCUGAGAAUUUAUUAGCAACGAUACGACAAACAAACAACGAUGGCUACAGGAACAUUUAUAACAGCAAAAUUAAUGCGAUCUGAUCAAUCAACACCAUGGGGUUUUCGUCUUCAAGGUGGACAAGAAUUUCAGAUGCCAUUAUCUAUGGCCAAGGUAUCGGAAGGAAGUUUAGCUGAACAAUCUGGUGUAUGUUUAGGCGAUAUUAUACUAAAGAUAAAUGGAAAAGAAUGUGAUCAAAUGCGUCAUAAAGAUGCACAGGAUCAAAUAUUGAAUGCUGGCAAUUAUCUUGAAUUGUAUUUAGAAAGAGGUCCUAUGAACACUUGGAAACCAACAGUUACACCUGUCGGUUCAUUCGAUAUCCGUCAAAAUAAUAAAGCACAAUCAAUGGAGCCACAAAUUUAUACUAAAACAUCAUUGGCUAAAAAUCCUGAGGAAUAUGCCGGAAUCGGAAGUGGCCACAAUUCAACAGCCCAACCAUUUAAUGGGCCAAAAUUGGUGCAUAAACAAUUUAAUUCGCCAAUCAAUUUAUAUUCGGAUAAAGCAUUGGAAGAAACAUUGAAUGCACAUUCACAAGUAUUGGCAACCGGUGCCACUGGAAUAAAUUUCAUAAAACCGGAACAACCGGUAAAUAAAGAUUCGGCUGUAUAUCGAUUAGUUCAAGAAGAAGAAGAGAUGCGUAAAUCUAAAGGUUUAUCAGAUUCACCUGAAAAAAAUGGCUUUCAUGAUCCAUCAUCUAUUGAUGGUCCAAUACGUCAUGUAACAGCUCCAAGUGGACCGUGUCCACAAAAACAAAUUGAUGAACGAAAUCGUAAUGUUUGUGCACAUUGUGAACGAUUGAUUGUAGGCGUAUUUGUUAGAAUCAAUAAUAAAUCAUUACAUGCUGAUUGUUUUGUUUGUGCUACAUGUGGAACUUCAUUGAAAAAUGUUGGCUAUUUUAAUAUCAAUGAUAAAUUAUAUUGCGAUAUUCAUGCUAGACAAAUGCGUGCCGUAUUAGGUGAAACCGGUGGUCAAGGUUUUCCAAGUGCACCGGAUGUUAAACCGGCACCAAUAGGAUUCUCACAACAACAACAACAACAACAACGACAACAUAUUUCACCAUUAUCUCAAUCACCACAAACAGUUCCACAACCAAGAGAGAUUUCAAUACCCGUACAAUCAUAUCAGUCUACUAAUUUACAAACACAGAACGGAUUUCAAUCAUCGUCACCAAAUUUCAAUACGAUGCCAAAAAAAUUUUCACCGAUUGCACCACCAAAACCAAAUUUUUCACCAAGUCAAACAAAUCGUAAUUCAAUGUAUGGAUCGAUGGCAUCGCAAUCACCAUCAUCGUAUAAUUAUACAACAGAAACUCAUUCAACUGUGCAACGAAAUCUUAAUCAGCCGAUAAUACAGCCAUCAAUGGCACCAUCCAAUCCGGCCGCUGAUUAUUUAUCAUCAUCGUUAGCUAAACAAAUGAAUCGGCCAAAAUCAUGCUAUUCAAGCUUACCACAAACACAAGGCAAUUAUUCAGUAACAACUAAUACUUAUGAAACACGUACAGCAACUACUAAAUUUCCUGGUAGCCCAUGUGGUGUUAAUCCAAAUAAUUUGCCUUAUCCAAAAACAGCUACGUAUGCUUCUAGCCAAACGACAACUUAUUCGACACCGAUUGGUUCGGCAGGUCCAGCUGGUACCCAACCGAUGACAACGCUUCCGUCGGCUUAUUCAGCAAAAAAUGUUCCCAACUAUAAUGCUACACAACAACAACGUCAAACAACAACAGCGGUGAAUUCAUCAUCAACAACAACAUCAUUCGGUAAUAAACAAACAUCGACUACCGAUAUGAAUCGUAUGGCACCAAAACGUGGUAAAGGUAUGCUACAGAAUCAACUUACCGGUGGUGUGAUUCCAUUCUGUGGUUAUUGUUCACAACCGAUUCGUGGUCAAUACAUUAUGGCAUUGAAUAAAACAUGGUGUCCAAAUCAUUUUAUCUGUGCCAAUAAUCUUUGCAAACGUUCAUUAGAACAAAAUGGUUUCGUUGAAGAACAGGAUCGUUUAUAUUGCGAAAAUUGUUAUGAAACACAUUUUGCUCCUAGCUGUGCUAAAUGCUUUCAAAGGAUCAAAGGGGAUUGUUUGAAUGCAUUGGGAAAGAAAUGGCAUCCAGAAUGUUUUACCUGUACUCAUUGUCGUAAACCAUUUGGUAAUUCAGAAUUCUAUCUAGAAGAUUCGUUUCCAUAUUGUGAAAAAGAUUGGAAUGAUUUAUUCACUACAAAAUGUGUUGGCUGUGGUUAUCCAAUUGCUGCUGGUGAUCGUUGGGUAGAAGCAUUAAAUCAAAAUUAUCAUUCAAAUUGUUUCCGUUGUACUGUUUGUCAUAAUAAUCUGGAAGGACAAAGUUUCUUUGCUAAAGGUGGACGACCAUAUUGCAAAGCACAUGCCAGAUAAAUGAAUCCAAUUAUGGUAGGAAUAGAAAACAUUAAAUGAAAAAAAAAAUCAAUAGAGAGCCAUUCAAUUAAUUCAUUUGAAUGAUUUAAAUGAUUGUAAUGU
This is a messenger RNA of Dermatophagoides farinae (American house dust mite), 3155 nucleotides long. It is a transcript of the gene Zasp52, whose product is annotated as Z band alternatively spliced PDZ-motif protein 52. Gene Ontology annotation, biological process: actin cytoskeleton organization; muscle structure development; heart development. Lineage: Eukaryota; Metazoa; Arthropoda; Arachnida; Sarcoptiformes; Pyroglyphidae. The record is from RefSeq and is a predicted model, not a curated record. Gene Ontology annotation, molecular function: actin binding; muscle alpha-actinin binding. Gene Ontology annotation, cellular component: adherens junction; Z disc; stress fiber.